CCGGACUCCAUCCAACGCACAGUUCACCACGCUGAUAAGUGCUAGCGUUCGCUCUUUUUCGACCCAUGUCUGACUGACUUGGUCUGUUUUCUUUUUCGAGGCCUAAGCUGAUCAAAGAUGGGUAUAUCGAGGGAUUCAUGGCAUAAGAGGCGGAAGACUGGGGGUAAACGACCCCAGCCCCACAAAAAGAGGAAGUUCGAAUUGGGUCGCACGGCCGCUCAAACUAAAAUUGGAGGAAAACGAGUUCAUAUGGUUCGUACAAGAGGUGGUAACAAGAAAUUCCGUGCACUUCGUCUUGACAGUGGCAAUUUCUCUUGGGGUUCUGAAGCAUGUACGAGAAAAACCCGUAUCAUCGAUGUCGUCUAUAAUGCCAGUAACAACGAACUUGUACGUACGAAGACUCUGGUGAAGAAUUGCAUCGUUCUUGUCGACAGUACUCCAUUCCGACAGUGGUACGAGUCUCAUUACAUGACUCCACUGAUGCGCAAAAAGGGAGCGAAACCAUCCGAGGCUGAAGAAGAAGUGCUGAACAAGAAGCUCUCAAACAAAACCCAGAAAAAAUACGACGAGAGAAAAAAAGUCGCUAAAAUUGCCAGCAAUCUCGAAGACCAGUUUGCUCAAGGACGAAUCUAUGCUUGUGUGGCUUCAAGACCAGGGCAAUCUGGCCGUUGUGAUGGAUACAUCUUAGAAGGCAAAGAGUUGGAAUUCUACCAAAAGAAAAUGAGGGCAAGGAAAGGAAAGUAGUUGUUAUAUUAUUAUAACGCUCUACGUUAAUAAAUCACAAUUAUGUGGAAUAUGAGUGGUUUCAAGAAA
Messenger RNA from Styela clava, 813 nucleotides. NCBI's taxonomy places the organism in Eukaryota, Metazoa, Chordata, Ascidiacea, Stolidobranchia, Styelidae. The record is from RefSeq and is a predicted model, not a curated record.